Pisolithus orientalis is the source of this 1687-nucleotide messenger RNA. RefSeq lists its product as uncharacterized. The coding region runs from base 208 to 1629 and encodes 473 amino acids. The transcript has 8 exons. NCBI's taxonomy places the organism in Eukaryota, Fungi, Basidiomycota, Agaricomycetes, Boletales, Pisolithaceae. The record is from RefSeq and is a predicted model, not a curated record.
GUAGACAACGCCUUGCAGGGUCGGAUCUCCCCAACUUGCAUAAAUUCACGUUCGUGUGGCAACCUCGAUAGGCGGGCGCCUCCACCGUAUCCUUAUCUCUGUCCGCUCAGUGACUGCUGCGCCAAGUCGUCAACCCAUCAGGUGUCCUUGGUCGUUGGGCGAAACACGUCUCGCGCGAGUGUCGCUUAGAUCUCCGCUGCCAAUAGAAUGGCUUCACAGGAGAGCAGUAACAAUCGGGCUCCAGCCCCACAAGUCGCUUUCUGUGACCAGGUACUCCACCAUGUCAACAAAAGUUCGCAAAUGCGCGAAGAUCUUAUUCAAAGGACGAAUCUCCUCCGUGGUGUUAUCUUCACACCCGAUGGGCUGCGGCCCAGUACAUGGGACAUUCUCGACUUUAAGGAUGAACUACCUGCCGCCUCAAUGAACAAUACUAUUUACGAGGUCUCGUCUGUCAAGAAUAUACAUGCGCGCACGUUCAUGGAGAAUGGGUGGACCGGAGGUGCGAUCAAUUCCUGUAUCCCGUGGAUUUCCUUGACUUGUGGUAUAUCGCUCCUCGAUAACAGCGAUACUACUUUCAGUUGUGCAUUUUCUCAUCGUGUUCGAGGCCUUGUUGACUUUAACGUUCACAAACUGAGAUCAAGUGUCAGAAGCGAGUUCAGAGAAUCUGUCUCUACUGCUCUGCAAGCAGGAAUUCGAGAGGAAGUACAAAACAGCCUGAGGGCUGUAUUCAAUCGUUCGGGACACCUAUUCCAAACUCGUAUAUGGCUGGGAUCAAAUUCCCAAUGCUCAGGCUCUGUUACGGAUAUUAUGGAUCGCGGAAGCAAACUUCCAGGUGUCCUUUACACUAGCGUUCGUGAAUGGAAAAAUGCCCAAUCUGUGGACGUGGAUGCCAACAUUGAAAGGAAUACGCGUGUACGCAUCCGGUACCGGACAAAUGGUGGUCAGUCCUCUCUCGCCGAAGACGUAUCAUCUUGGUUGCAAUCCACCGAGAGGUACCAAGGCUGGGUGGUUACCAAGGUCGAGAAGGCGGUUCCAAUUAUAGAGCUUUUAGAACCCGAAAUAUGCCAGCAAGUCAUUGGGGCAUUUGCACCUCUCAUCGGAAAGUGGGUGAUGUCUGGAGAAUUUCCGGAUAUGACAGCGCACCCAGAAUGGUACUGGCUAUGUCAGCCGAAGAUGGCAUUGGAGGGGGAAUCUGAAGCACAGUAUUUGAUAGUUCAGGACAGAGUCGGAACGGCUCUGAUACCUGCACCGACACCUGCUGUAGUGGGAGAAAGUGACGGGUUCACUGCAUACGCAUCAACGGCUGUUCCGGGUUUUGAAGUCCUAGGAGCCUUCGUAUGGGAUAAGGCGAAACCAUUUGGUUUCAGCGGUCUCCGUGCAGUGAGACGUGAUCUCCUGGUCAGGGGCACUGAUUCCGUUCUUUUUGCCAUCUCGGAUGCGGUGACAGCAUUGGUUGCGGAGUUGCCGAACACUGCUGUUGCAUUAGGUGAUCCAGUGCAUGCCAUCGAGACAAAACACAUCAUCUUGCAGGUGGCCAGGGGGAAUAGGGUUAUAUUGACACCCGAGCCUCUUUUGCUGAGCAAGUAUGCGAUUGAUAUUCAGGGGGCGGUAAAUGUAGUGUCCACGUGAUGUGUUGUAGUUUUACACGUGACUGGCUGGUGAACGCGAGGUCACCGCGUGUCUGGCU